Ziziphus jujuba (common jujube) is the source of this 1461-nucleotide messenger RNA. RefSeq lists its product as uncharacterized. NCBI's taxonomy places the organism in Eukaryota, Viridiplantae, Streptophyta, Magnoliopsida, Rosales, Rhamnaceae. Gene Ontology annotation, cellular component: cytoplasm. Gene Ontology annotation, molecular function: glutathione transferase activity. The transcript has 3 exons. The record is from RefSeq and is a predicted model, not a curated record. Bases 149 to 1363 code for a protein of 404 amino acids.
ACAAACUGCUGUUAUAUACUUCUAGGGUUUGUUAGUGCUGCCAGGUACGCUGUAUAAGUGAAACGACACCGUUUUCUUCCCCGGUUGGACUUUUAAAAGUCGUUUUUAAAAUUUUUUUAAAAACAAUUUUGAUAUUAAAGCCGAGAAAAUGCAGUGCCCCACCUCGCCCUUCAUCUCCAACCUCCCAAUUUCUCGACCGGAGAAUCGGCAAAUACGCCGUCGUUUUAGCCCCACGGCAUCCCUCAACCAAGCUCCGCAACCUCCCGACCCUUCUUCCCUCCUCUCCUCCAUCACCAAACUCCUCUGGGGCCCAUCACUUCCACCGGGCCUACUCAUCUCCACGGUCCGUACGGCAUGGCACUCCACGUGGCGUCUCAUGAUGUCCCAGCUUGCUCCCUCCGAUCCCUCCGGUGGUUACUCCAGACCCGCUUCCAGAUUCCGAGCCAACCAAUUCUCCUGCCAAAACUCAACCAGUCUUCACCUCUAUGUGGGCUUGCCAUGCCCCUGGGCUCACCGCAGCCUCAUCGUUCGGGCACUCAAGGGCCUUGAAGAAGCCGUGCCCGUCUCGAUUGCCACCCCAGGCACGGACGGUUCGUGGGAAUUCAAGGAUAUCCGAAGCCCAGAUAGGGAUGGGGAUACCCUUGUCCCGGGUCGGGACAACGUGAACGGAUGUAGAACUCUGAAGGAAGUUUACAAGCUAAGGAAAGGAGGCUAUGAUGGACGGUCCACGGUGCCAAUGCUGUGGGACGUGGAAGCGAAAGAGGUCGUUUGCAAUGAGAGCUACGACAUUAUCGAAUUGUUCAAUUCGGGUCUAAACGGUUUGGCGCGAAACCCGACCCUGGACCUUUCACCGCCAUCGUUGAAGGGAAAGAUUGAGGAAUGGAAUCGGAUAAUCUACCCGAACAUAAACAACGGGGUAUAUAGAUGUGGAUUCGCUCAGAGCCAAGAGGCAUACGACGUAGCAGUGAAAGAGUUGUUCGAUACGUUGGACAUGUUAGAAGUCCAUUUAGGGAGGUGUCGUUUCUUAUGCGGAGACAAAUUGACACUAGCAGAUGUAUGUCUGUUUACGACAUUGAUUCGGUUUGAUGUUGUGUAUAAUGGUUUGUUCAAAUGCACCAAGAAGAAGCUGCUCGAAUACCCAAAUCUCCAUGCUUAUAUGCGAGACAUAUAUCAGAUUCCAAAGAUAGCUAAAACUUGCAAUUUCACUGCAAUUAUGGAUGGCUACUACAAAAUACUAUUUCCGCUGAAUCCCGGUAGCAUUCGACCCGCCAUGCCCUCAGCCUCUGAACAUGAAGUCCUCUCUAGGGCUCAUGACAGGGAUUCACCAUCAUCCAUGGGUAAAGGUGCAGAGAUUUUUGUGUAAAUAGAGUCUGCCUACAAUAGCUCCACUUAUAUAUUCAAUGUAACUCAUAUAUAUUGAAUACUAGCUUGAGCACCAUAAACGAUCUUGCCUUUCGAUAA